AUGAGUUGUUCAAAUGUAGUUGUUAUGGUGGUUCUUUCAUGGAUUUUCUUUGCUUCAAGUACUCAUCAGUUAAGAAGCUAUGAAACACAAAUUCUUCUUCAGCUGAGGAAGCACUUGGAGCACCCAAUGCAAUUGGCUAAUUGGGAAAAUUACAAUGGUGAUUUCUGUAAUUUGUUCUCCCCUCCACAAAUUAGCAUCAAAUGCGAGAACAACUCUGUUAUCGAGCUCAGGAUUAUGGGAGAUAAGCCUGUCAACGUCAGUGAAUUCAUUGGAUUCCCAAUUCCCAAUCAAACCUUAUCUGGAAGUUUUUCUAUUGAUUCUUUUGUUACCACAUUGACAAGGUUAACUAGCUUAAGGGUUCUCAGCUUAGUCUCUCUGGGAAUUUGGGGACCACUUCCUGACAAAAUUCAUCGGUUAUAUUCCCUUGAAGCUUUUGAUAUGAGUUCGAAUUUUAUAUUUGGUUCUGUUCCAUCAGAGAUGUCUAGAUUGGUGAAGCUUCAGACUUUCACAUUGGAUGGGAAUUUUUUCAAUGAUACAAUCCCCGAAUGGCUCAAUUCUCUAACAAAUCUCACUGUUUUAAGCUUAAAGAACAACAGGUUCAAGGGUCAGAUUCCUUCUACAGUUUCCAGAAUAACAACACUGACUGAAGUUGUUUUGUCCCACAAUUUGCUUUCUGGGAAAUUGCCUGAUUUGAGUGACUUGUCUAAUUUACAACUGUUGGAUUUGAGAGAGAACCAUUUAGAUUCCAUACUGCCUCCUCUGCCAAAAGGACUGACUAAUAUUUUUCUCAGCAAUAAUUCAUUUUCUGGUAGUAUCCCGGACCAACUUGGCAAAUUGAAUGAACUUCAGCGUCUCGAUUUAUCAAAUAAUCAUCUGAGUGGGAUGACUCCUACGGAGUUGUUCUCUUUGCCCAAUAUUAGUUACUUGAAUUUAUCAUCCAACAUGCUUAGUGGUUCACUUCCACAGCAUCUCAAGUGUGGGGAUGCUCUCAGUCUCGUCGAUAUUUCUGAUAACAGAUUGAUAGGUGCGCUUCCAACUUGCCUGGACAUUGAUUCAGAUAAGAGAGUUGUCAAGACUAGUGGGAAUUGCUUGUCGUUUGAUACCAGAAGUCAGCAUCCUGAGUCAUAUUGCAAUGACACUGGAAAAGAUAAAGGACUAUCUUCUGGGAAGAAAAUAGCCAUAUUUACCGCCGUCACUGGGGGAAUUGUUGUCACUGUUGUACUCCUCUUGGUUGCUGGGCUUCUCUUUUUCUGUAAAAGACAUCACACAGAGAGGACAGUGGUUCAGCAUGUUACACCAAAGAUUGUGCAAGAUGAUGCACCGCUAGGGAUUUCUGCCGAACUCCUUGCAAAUGCCAGGAUCAUUACUCAAGCUGCAAAACUCGGUACACGAAGUGCUCCAGCAUGUAGGGUGUUUUCCAUUGAAGAACUGGGAGAAGCCACUGACAAUUUUGAUCAGUUAGCUUUCCUGGGUGAGAGCUCUAUAGGAAAGAUUUAUAAAGGAAGAUUAGAGAAUGGCACCUAUGUUGCUAUACGAUCCUUGGCUUUAUGUAGAAAAUAUUCUAUUCAGAACCUCAAACAACACUUGGAUUUGCUCUCAAAGCUUCGGCACCCCCAUCUUGUAGGCCUUCUAGGUCAUUGCAUUGAUGGUGGAAGGCAGGACGAUUUAUCUGUCCAUAGAUUGCUUCUCGUGUAUGAAUUUGUCCCUAAUGGAAACUUCUGUGCUUACCUUUCAGACACUAGUCCCGGGAAAGCGCUGAAGUGGUCGGAUAGAUUAGGUGUGCUGAUCGGUGUUGCCAAGGCUGUGCAUUUUCUACAUACUGGGGUGAUUCCCCCGUGUUACAAUAACUGCCUGAAGACGAAUAAUAUACUGCUGGAUGAGCAUCAGAUUGCAAAGCUUAGUGACUACGGGAUGUCCAUAAUCACGGAUGAAACUGAAAGGGCUGAAGCUAAGGUGGAUGGCUCCAAAUCAUGGCGUUCGACAAAGCGAGAGGAUGAUGUUUACAACUUUGGAUUCAUAUUGCUCGAGUCACUUGUGGGUCCUAUUGCAAGUGGAAAAGGAGAAGCAUUUUUGCUAAAUGAAAUGACGUCCUUUGGGAGUCAAGACGGUAUGCGCAAAAUUGUGGAUCCAAUUGUGUUAACCACUAGUUCACAGGAGUCGUUGUCAAUUGUGGUGUCCUUAACCAAUAAAUGUAUUUUACCUGAAUCUUCAAGCCGGCCCUCAUUUGAGGAUGUCCUCUGGAAUCUGCAAUAUGCAGCUCAAGUUCAGGCUACUGUCGAUUCAGAUCAGAAAUCAGAUACUACCUCACACUCUCUUUCCCUUCGCACUUUCCUCUUAAUACUUCUCCACUGCUUUCCCUCUGUCCUGUGCACAUUCCAUAGCAUUACAUGUAAGAAAGCAAUCCUAUUUCUGUUACCGUGGUUCUGGGAGAUUAAGCCCUGGCCCCCAUCACAAUCACUGAGAACACAUCGUUCCGUUCUGAUUCAAUGGGAACAUGGUGAUAGGAUUUCUGGGUUCACUAACCAAGUUGUCCCUUCACUUGAGACUGGAUCUAGUGUAGGUGAUGGAAGAAUUGAAUUCAACGAGUCUUUUAGGCUUCCUGUGACACUAUUGAGAGAAAUGUCCAUUAAAAGUGAGAAUGGAGACACUUUUCAGAAGAAUUGCCUCUUGUUCAAUCUAUAUGAACCUCGGAGUAAUAAGAUGGUGAAAGGUCAGCUGUUGGGAACUGCUAUUGUAGACUUGGCAGAUUACGGUGUUGUUAAAGAGAGUCUAAGCAUUAAUGUUCCCAUUAACUGUAAGCGGACAUAUAAAAACACUGCACAACCACUUCUCUUCCUAAAGAUUCAGCCAGUUAAGAUGAGAGGAGCUUCAGUGCACAGGAAUCAUGGUGAUUCUGUUUCUUCAUUGCUGAGUGAAGAAUAUGCAGAAGAAGCUGAUUUGGCCUCGUUUACCGAUGAUGAUGUUUCGUCACACUCGUCGCCGACUGUUUUUUCUUCAAUAGUUGAAUCAAAUGGGUGUUCAGCACAUCAGAGAGUGAACGGAAAAGUGGGAGUGAAUGGCAGUACUGUAGAGCCAAAAGUUGACCAUUUCCAAGAUUCAAAACACCAUGUUGCCAAAGCACAUAAGGAGCAAGUGACUAUAGAGAGGUCAUCUUGUUCCUCAUCAAUAGAUUUAUCUUCUGAUCUCUCGUGGAUCUCAAAGAAAAUUACUGCUCGAAGUUUACAGUCCUCUUCAACCAAAGAAUCAGAGAGAGAGCAGAAUUUUAACUUGAGAAGCCACAGCCAUGAAAAACAAUCAGUGAACAUUCAGGAAAACAAUGUUGCAAGUGACAUGAAAAUUGAAUGCUCCAAAGGAAGAAUAUUUAAUGGUACUAUUACCAAAGAAACCCACGCAAAUUUAGAUUGCCAGGCAGAUGAAGAUUUGGACUUUGUCGAAUCUCAUUGCAGCAGUAAUGGUGAUGAUAUUGUAUCUCCUCUUAGCAUUGAAGGUCCUAAUUAUUUUCAAAGAAGUGCUGUCACUCAUAAUGGUUUUAAAAAGGCUGAGACCCCAGAAAAACAUCAAGAAUAUGCACAAGAAGCAGAAAUUACUGAAGAGAAUGCGAAAUACAUUAAUGAUGAUCUGUUGAAUAGUUCUUCUCAAGAUGAUGUUCAAAAUCAAGUCUCAGUAGGUAAUGGUGAGCUUUCUUCCAGUAAAGAGAAUCUCCUGUUUAAGAGAAAUUUUCCAAAUACCAAUGAUAGAUCAAAUCGUGGGAAGUCUGUUUUAUCAACAACAGACUUGUACAGAAGCAACAGAUCUGUUCAGGUUAAUAAAUAUUUUGUGGCAGACAGUGAUAUAACUCGAGGCUGUUUAAGCAGAAAACCAAAAGAUGCUAAGAUGUCUUCAAAGGAAUCAAGAAAUCACUUUUCAGAGAGUAGAAUUCAGCAUUUGGAACACAGAAUAAAGAUGCUAGAAGGAGAACUGAGAGAAGCUGCUGCUAUGGAGGUUAGUCUGUACUCAAUAGUUGCAGAGCACGGAAGUUCCAUGACUAAAGUACAUGCUCCAGCUCGACGCCUCUCGAGGCUCUAUCUUCAUGCAUGCAAACAGAAUUCAAAAUCAAGGGCAUGCAGUGUGGCUAAAAGUGCUGCAUCAGGAUUACUUUUAGUUGCAAAAGCAUGCGGAAAUGAUGUUCCUAGAUUAACUUUCUGGCUAUCAAAUUGCAUUGUACUGAGAGCAAUUAUAAGCAAUUCAUUUGGAAAAAGUCAGUUACCUAUUUCUGUCGGACCUAUUACUGGAAAGGUGGGGUAUAGGAAUGGCAACAAGAAAUCAGCAGCACUAAUAUGGGGGUCCAUUUCCGGCAAGGGUACAAGAAUUCCUAUUGAGGAAAGUUUCAAUAACUGGGAGAACCCCCUUAUAUUUGCAGCUGGACUUGAAAGGGCUGAAGCAUGGAUAUUUUCUCGAAUAAUUGAGUCUAUUUGGUGGCAGACUUUCACUCCACAUAUGCAGUCUGGUGCUGCCAAAGCAAUUCGUAAAAGUAUGAAUUCUGACAAAAGUAGAUUAUAUCGAAGGACAUCUAGUUCAGCCAAUCAAGAACAGGGUAAUUUUUCUUUGGAAUUUUGGAAAAGGGCUUUCAGGGAUGCUUGCGAAAGGAUUUGUCCUGUUCGAGCCGAAGGACAUGAGUGUGGCUGUUUGCGCAUGCUCUCUAGAAUGAUAAUGGAGCAAUGCAUUGCCAGAUUGGAUGUGUCAAUGUUUAAUGCCAUCCUUCGUAAAUCUGCCGAUGAAAUUCCAACAGAUCCUGUUUCCGACCCCAUUAGUGAUUCUGAGGUUCUUCCUAUUCAGGCAGGGAACACUAGCUUUGGGUCUGGUGUACAACUGAAAAAUGUGAUUGGGAACUGGUCUAGAUGGUUAACUGAUCUCUGCGGUAUUGAUGAUGAUGAUUCAUGUAAAGAUGAGACUAGCCAAGAUAAUGCUGUUAAUGACUGGAGAAAUGACACAUCAUUAAAGCCUUUCCAUCUCCUCAAUGCGCUGAGUGAUCUAAUGAUGCUUCCAAAGGAUAUGCUACAAAGUCGAACAACUAGAAAAGAGGUAUGUCCUACAUUUGGUCCAGCACUGAUAAGAAGGGUUCUUGACUCUUUCAUCCCAGAUGAAUUUUGCCCCGACUCGAUCCCUGGAGUUGUACUUGAUGCCUUGAAUUCAGAGGAUCUUCUUGAUGCCGAGGAAGAUUCUUUUAUGAACUUCCCAUGUGCUGCAGCCCCUAUCGAAUACAUGGCACCUUCGGUUUCUUCAGUUACUGUAAUUCUACACGAAUUCGGUAGCAACUCUUCAAUGCUCAAGAAAUCAUACACUAGUGACGACGAGCUUGAUGAACUGAAUUCGCCUUUAAGAUCUAUCAUCGCGAACAGUUUUCACCAUUCACGUUCUUCAGGAAAGCCCGACUGGAAGUCGACAGAAAGUGGAAGUCAAAAUGCCGUGAGAUUCUUUCGAUUGUUAAUGGAGAAAUACCAGCAAUACGAACCUGUGUUCAAUCAUUUUGAUGCAAACGGAGACGGGAAAAUAUCGGCUUCAGAGUUGCAGCAGUGUGUUGAAUCAAUAAGCCGAGGAGGAGAGUUUUCGUUGGCAGACGCAGAUGUUGCUGUGGUUCUGAUGGACUCUGAUGGAGAUGGAUUGCUUUGUUUUGAGGAUUUUGUGAAAUUAGUUGAAUUUGGAGUUGGAGAAGAAGAAAAGGCAAAUGAUUUAAAGGAGACGUUCAGGCUGUAUGAAAUGGAGGGGAGUGGGUGCAUUACACCCAAGAGUUUGAAGAGGAUGCUUAGUAAAUUAGGAGAGAUCAGGAGCAUUGAGGAAUGUAGUGUUAUGAUUCAUCAUUUUGAUCUCAAUGGAGAUGGGGUGCUCAAUUUUGACGAGUUUAAGGUUAUGAUGUCGUGUUGA
Messenger RNA from Fraxinus pennsylvanica, 5901 nucleotides. The record is from the annotation of a GenBank genome assembly. NCBI's taxonomy places the organism in Eukaryota, Viridiplantae, Streptophyta, Magnoliopsida, Lamiales, Oleaceae.